UACAGGGCUGGGACAAAUAACAUAAGGCUAUUGCACAGUUCUUUCACUGUCAUAAAGCAUACAUCAGGUACAGAACCAGACAGAAAAAGCAGAGAAGGACUCCUCUAUUUUCUUUUAUCUCUGACUUCAUCAUGAAACGUUCAUUCCAUCUGUUGAUGUUCAUGUCAGUCCUGUCACUCUCCAGGACACAAGUAACAGAGUUUUUCACCACUGCCCUAGAAAUGACUACAGAAGCAACCACGGUCUUACCAGGAUCAUUCUACUCAUUCGGAUCAGCAGCAGGAGACUUACUAAAUCCUGCUGCUGAUGAUGGAAGCUCCUCUGUUAUUCCACUGUUGAGUCCAUUUCAGUAUUUUGGUCUCACAUACCAGCAGAUUUACGUUAAUAAUAAUGGAUUCCUCACAUUCAACCAGGCUUCUUCACAGUUUGCUCCCAACUCAUUUCCAGCUAAUGGAAGUCAAGAUGUAAUUGCUGGACUCUGGACCAACAUUGACAACAGUGCGAGAGGAGUCGUCUCUUAUAAUCAGUACACCAGUGGAAGUGUUCUCGCUAGUGCCACUCAGGAUAUAAACAAUUAUUUCCCAAAUCUGACCUUCACCGCUUCUUGGGUCUUUGUUGCAACGUGGGAUAAAGUCGCUUAUUUUAACUCGUACACAGAAACCUCCUUUCAAGUGGUUUUAAUUUCAGGCAGCGGUUAUUCUUUUAUUCUGAUGAAUUAUGGUGAUGUUGCUGCAACAGGAUAUCCUGUACAGGCUGGUUAUGAUACGGCCUACUCCACAGACUACUUUGUGAUUUCUGGAUCAGACAGCGGGAGCUCCAUCUCAGACCUCAAGACCUUCAGUAAUGUCAAUGUUCCAGGCAGAUAUGUCUUCAGGGUAGACACUGGAUCAAACACAAAUAAAAAUGAAAUUGUUGGACUUCAAGGGAAGCUUGCCUCAUUCCUAGACCUUACAGAUGAAGGAAACAAGCAGAUUGUUUUGCAGCAGAUCCAACAAGAGCUGGUGAAAAAGGGACUGCCAAGCAACAUGAAGUUAACCAUAAAAAAAGUAGAAAAGAUGCUGCCGUAACAAUAGGCCUCUUUCAUCCGUAAUAUAAGUCUCUUUCAGCUUAAUAUAAGUCUCUUUCAGCCGUACUAUGUCUCUUUCAGCUGUAUAAGUCUCUUUCAGCUGUAAUAUAAGUCUCUUUCAGCUGUAAUAUAAGUCUCUUUCAGCUGUAAUAUAAGUCUCUUUCAGCUGUAAUAUAAGUCUCUUUCAGCUGUAAUAUAAGUCUCUUUCAGCCGUAAUACAAGUCUCUUUCAGCCUAAUAUAAGUCUCUUUCAGUCGUAAUAUAAGUCUCUUUCAGCUGUAAUAUAAGUCUCUUUCAGCUGUAAUAUAAGUCUCUUUCAGCUGUAAUAUGUCUCUUUAAGCCAUAAUAAAAGUCUCUUUCAGCCUAAUUUAAGUCUCUUUCAGCCUAAUAUAAGUCUCUUUCAGUCGUAAUAUAAGUCUCUUUCAGCUGUAAUAUAAGUCUCUUUCAGCUGUAAUAUGUCUCUUUAAGCCAUAAUAAAAGUCUCUUUCAGCCUAA
Danio rerio (zebrafish) is the source of this 1560-nucleotide messenger RNA. The record is from RefSeq and is a predicted model, not a curated record. Lineage: Eukaryota; Metazoa; Chordata; Actinopteri; Cypriniformes; Danionidae.